CGUGAGGGCCCAUGGCCGAGCCGGCUCCGUUACCUCUGACUUUUGAGGAUGUGGCCGUUUAUUUCUCCGAGCAAGAAUGGCAGGAUCUAGAGGUAUGGCAGAAGGAGCUUUACAAGCAAGUAAUGAGAACCAAUUAUGAGAUUCUUGUUUCUCUAGAUGAUGGACUUCCCAAACCAGAACUAAUAUCCUGGCUUGAACAGGGGAGAGAACUCUUCAGGAACUGGGGAGAAUCACAGAAAUCAGGAAACAUAAUUUGCUCCUCUGCUGAUUUGCAUUUGGAUCCAGUUAUUGAGGGACAUCUGUUUGGGGGAAGCCAGCAAGCUGUGAAACCAGGAGAAGCCCACUGCCAUUUCCAAGUAGAUCCUCUUCAGAGCCAGCGUUCCUCUGAACCCUUAUUAGGAAAAAGUGAAGACGUUUCCUUCAGGCCUGACCAAGUCGUCACCGUCCUGAAUCCACAAAGACAUGAUACUCGGGCUCUAAUUCCAGUAGUCCACAGCUCCAGGGAACCCACCGAAAGAGACAGAAUCGUAACUCCCAGGACCCUCGGUCUCCCAGGCUUCCAGGAAACCUCCGGGGAGGGCCUCCAGCACCCUUGCCCCGUCUGUGGGGAAGGCUUUUGGAAGAACCUCUCAGAGCAGCACCAGGGGAGCCACUCGAAGGACCCGCCACACAAGGCCUGGAAUCAAUUCCGCAAACAAACCGAGGCACAACAGCCGCUGAGCAUCCCUCGGGGACAGAGGCACUUCCGCUGUCCAGAAUGUGGGCGGGGCUUCCGCCGGAAGUCGUGUUUGCUUAGACCCCUGGCAAUCCACCCCGAGGACAGCCAGCUGCCGCGCAGCGAGUGUGAACUGUACGCCCACCACCUGCGCGCGGGGCCGAGGCCUUCCCAGUGCCCCGGCUGCGACGAGAGAGGCCAGGCUCCCAGAGGGAGGCCGGGCCUGAGCCCGGCUGGCGAGGAGCGCCCGGAGGCUCUCGAGCCCGGCCCCGGCGCGGAGAGGCAGGCCACCAGCGGCCCGUGCGGCCGGCGCUCCUCCCCGCAGUGCGGGCUUCCAGACCACACCCACGUGCACAGCGCAGAGCGGCCCUUCCGGUGCGCCGAGUGCGGCCGGGCCUCCUGCCAGCACGGACGGCUGCGGCUCCACCGGCGGCUGCACUCAGACGAUCAGCCUUUCGCGUGCGCGGAGUGCGGCCUGGGCUUCCGACUGAGGAGGCACGGCGACGAGAGGCCGCUCUCCUGCGGCGAGUGCGGCCGCGUCUUCGCCCACCCGUGCAAGCUGCGCGAGCACCUUCGGGUGCAUAGCGGAGAGCGGCCUUUCGGCUGCCCUGAGUGCGGCAAGAGCUUCCGCCUGAAGGGCAUCCUGAAGGCGCACGAGCGCACGCACAGCGGCGAGCGGCCCUUCCAGUGCGUGGAGUGCGGCAAGGGCUUCACGCGGCCGUCCAAGCUGGCCGAGCACUUACGCGUGCACAGCGGCGAGCGGCCCUUCGUGGGCGACUGCGGCCGCCGCUUCCGUCUCGAGGGGCAGCUGCAGAGCCACCAGCGCCUGCACACGGGCGAGACGCCCUUCCCGUGCCCCGACUGCGGCAAGAGCUACCGCGUGAAGGCCGACAUGAAGGCGCACCGGCUGCUGCACGGCGGCCGGAUGCUCUUCUCCUGCGAGUGUGGCAAAGGCUUCGCCAAGCAGUCCAAGCUCAUGGAGGACAUCAGGACGCACACGGGCGAGAAGCCCUUUCAGUGUCCCCAGUGCGAAAAGAGCUUCCGCUUGAAGGCGCAGCUGCUCAGCCACCAGGGCCUGCACACCGGUGAGAGGCCUUUCCGCUGCCCCGAAUGCAAUAAAAACUUCCGGGAAAGGGGCCACAUGCUUCGGAACCAGCGCAUCCACAGGCCCGACAGGCCGUUCGUCUGUGCAGACUGCAGCAAGGGCUUCAUUUAUAAGUCGAAACUCGCCGAACACAUCAGAGUGCACACGAAGUCCUGUCGUGCCCCCAGUGAGCCUGACGUUAAGCAAAGCCUCAGCCAACUAUUUGCGAUGAUUGAGGCCGACUGGAGUUGAGGCCGAGUAGGGCGCCCAAAGCGGUCAGCAGAGUCGGUAUUGCCAGGGAGUCCACAGGCAGC
This is a messenger RNA of Mesoplodon densirostris (Blainville's beaked whale), 2113 nucleotides long. RefSeq names its product zinc finger protein 786-like. Lineage: Eukaryota; Metazoa; Chordata; Mammalia; Artiodactyla; Ziphiidae. The record is from RefSeq and is a predicted model, not a curated record. Gene Ontology annotation, biological process: regulation of DNA-templated transcription.